Suillus paluster is the source of this 1167-nucleotide messenger RNA. RefSeq lists its product as uncharacterized. Gene Ontology annotation, molecular function: arylformamidase activity. The record is from RefSeq and is a predicted model, not a curated record. Lineage: Eukaryota; Fungi; Basidiomycota; Agaricomycetes; Boletales; Suillaceae. Bases 1 to 1167 code for a protein of 388 amino acids. The transcript is spliced from 14 exons.
AUGGCAUCUCGUUUGAAACGUACGUUCUCUCUGAAGGGUGGCAAGAGAGAUGGGGUGAUCCCUGAUACAGAGCCUGCGACAGCCGGUGUGCUGCCCUCAUUCGAUGAACUGCCAAGUUUUCAUGACUUCAAGGGAUGCGCGUGGGAUGUGUGGGGCAAGGACGACGAGCUAGGCACAAUUAACCUGCUCACUCCCGAGGUUGUGGCACGAGCUGCCCAGGAGGAGAUUCGUCUAGGUCGCACAGUUUCAUUGAAUUGGCCAAUUCACUUCCCCUCAAGGCCCGUUUUCGGGCGUAAGAUUCCAUCCAUCAAUACGUUCAGCAAGGCUGGCCCCAUCAUACCUGUCCGGGAUGAUGUUAUCCAUAUCAACACACAAUCAGGUUGCCAGUGGGACGGUUUGAAGCACUUUGGGGUGGCAAAAUACAAUGUGUUCUACAACAACACCCCCGCCAACUCCCUCUCUGAGGGCGAAAUGGAAAUUCAUGAUCCGAGUGAGAUCGAUUAUUCGAAAGUCAAACUUGGGAUGCACAACUGGGCUAACCAUGGCAUAUGCGGCCGCGGCGUUCUCCUGGAUGUGGUAAACUACUACACGGCCAAUGGAGAGGCCCUACCCUACGAUCCCUGGACCAGUCAUCCGAUCACUGUCGCCGAGCUAGAGGCUAUCGCGAAGAAACAAGGGGUCGAGUUCCGACAAGGAGAUAUCCUUCUCUUGCGUGUCGGGUUUAUCCAGAAAUACUAUGCCAGCACCAAUGAAGCAAAGGCGGAUUUGGGCGGUGGCUCGCAAAAGGAAACAUUCGAAACAAAACACAGCGCUGGAAUAGAACAAAGUGAAGAUAUGAAACGCUUUCUCUGGAAUAAUCAUUUUUCUGCUAUCGCAUCUGACCAGCCGGCCUUGGAGCGCUGGCCCACGCCAAAGGGGACUCCACUUCUUCACCAGACAAUUCUCGCCCUAUAUGGAAUGCCUAUCGGUCCGUACCUCACAACAAUCUUCUCCAUCAAAAUACAGUACUUAUUUUGGCCGUUCCACGACAUAGGCGAAUUCUUUGAUCUUGAAGCUCUAUCAGAGCUGUGCCAAGAGACGGGUCGGUAUACGUUCUUUUUCACGUCUUGGCCUUUGAACAUCCUUGGCGGUGCUGCGAGCCCCCCCAACGCUGCCGCAUAUUUCUGA